This is a messenger RNA of Cornus florida, 633 nucleotides long. RefSeq lists its product as uncharacterized. The transcript is spliced from 2 exons. The record is from RefSeq and is a predicted model, not a curated record. The coding region runs from base 1 to 633 and encodes 210 amino acids. NCBI's taxonomy places the organism in Eukaryota, Viridiplantae, Streptophyta, Magnoliopsida, Cornales, Cornaceae.
AUGUGUGAGAGUUGGAAUGCAGUUCUUGUUGAAGCAAGGGAUAAGCCAAUCAUAAUCAUGUUGGAGUGGAUUAGAAGACACCUAAUGCUAAGGUUCCAAUGCAAGAGAGAAUGGAUGCUAGCACAGGGUGAGUUAUUAUGUCCAGAAGUACAAAAUCAUUUGAAUAAAGUUAAACUUCAAGCUAGAAUGUGUAAUGUGCAAUAUGCUGGUGAUAAAAAAUAUGAGGUACAAUGCUAUGGCAUUAGUGAGGCAGUUGACAUUGAGAAUAAAUCAUGCAGUUGGAGGGUCUGGAAUGUGACUAGUAUCCCUUGUAGGCAUGCCGUAACAUGCAUAUUUACCAAGAGGGACUCUCUUGAAGCAUACGUUCACCCAUACUACCACAGAGAAGCCUAUUUGAAGUCCUAUGCUGGUAUAAUCUUGCCAAUUCCAAUGGGGAGGUUGAUGAAAACAGACCCCAUUCACCCAUUACUUCCACUAUACUAUAGGAAACCCACUGGUAGACCAAAGAAGAAAGACGACCCAGACGCUCGCCGGAAAGACCAGCCGCGAUUACUGGAGAAUAAAGGACAAGUCUCAAACCGGCGGCCGAAGGAAAACCCAGUCGAAAUCGCCGGAGAAAAACAGCGACCUUGA